CACGUGGUUGACGACCAGCUCAUCUAAAUGAUCAAAUACAACAGUAACGCGCCAUGUUCAUUUCCCGGCUUCGGCUUUCAUUCUCAUUUUCCAGUUCCAAAAACGUCGAAUCACGACGACAUUUAGAUCUGGAUUUGAUUGAUUCAAGUAUGAGGUUUCUACAGUCACUCUCACCAGCAUAGUAUAUCUGUAGGCAAACAACAACGUUUAAAUUUGCAACCAUGUCAAGGAGGCCGGGGAACUUCCCCUCUCGGCGAGACAACGGAGGCGCUUUCUUCGCCUUCAAUGGCAAGUCGCGCAAUGCCCCCUAUUUCCCAAUUUUUCUUAUUGUCCUGGGUGCGCUCCUUAUUUUUGCCUAUUUGUACAGGGGCUCAGGAGAAUUUGGUGGUAACAAAUGGGCUCUUAGCAGGAUUGAAGGUGAUUUUGCAUGCACAGUAGAGGUUCAACGGGCAAUUCCAGUUUUGAAGAAGGCCUAUGGUGACAGCAUGCGUAAAGUUUUGCAUGUUGGCCCUGAUACUUGUUCAGUGGUCUCUAAAUUGCUGAAAGAAGAGGAAACUGAAGCCUGGGGUGUGGAACCAUAUGAUAUUGAGGAUGUGGAUGGUCACUGCCGAGCUCUAGUGCAGAAAGGCACUGUGCGUUUUGCUGAUAUCAAGUUUCCUCUUCCUUACAGGCCAAAAUCAUUUUCUCUUGUAAUUGUAUCGGAUGCAUUGGAUUACUUGUCUCCAAGAUACCUCAACAAAACGCUUCCAGAUUUGGCAAGGGUAUCAAUAGAGGGACUUGUAAUAUUUACAGGCUUUCCUGGUCAGCACAGAGCUAAAGUUGCAGAAGUGUCCAAGUUUGGAAGAGCAGCAAAAUUGAGGAGCUCAACUUGGUGGGCACGAUACUUCAUCCAGACCAGCUUAGAAGAAAAUGAAGUGGCUCUCAAGAAGUUUGAGCACGCUGCAGCCAAGAAGUCAUACAACCCGGGUUGCCAAGUUUUCCACCUCAAGAUCUUGGACGGAUGUUCUCACCUAAAAUUAGGUUUUACACACUUCAAUGAGUCUUGUAAUUUGAAACAGCAGGUUGUUUAGCUGUUGAUGUUAACCAAGUAAUCUUUGAAUGCAACUCAAUUUUCCAUU
Molecule: messenger RNA, 1118 nt
Organism: Hevea brasiliensis (rubber tree)
Lineage: Eukaryota; Viridiplantae; Streptophyta; Magnoliopsida; Malpighiales; Euphorbiaceae
Product: probable pectin methylesterase CGR2
Exons: 8
Coding region: 222-1070 (282 amino acids)
Biological process (GO): pectin metabolic process
Molecular function (GO): methyltransferase activity
Source: RefSeq, a predicted model, not a curated record